Electrophorus electricus (electric eel) is the source of this 2316-nucleotide messenger RNA. It is a transcript of the gene anxa13, whose product is annotated as annexin A13. The record is from RefSeq and is a predicted model, not a curated record. Gene Ontology annotation, molecular function: phosphatidylserine binding; calcium ion binding; calcium-dependent phospholipid binding. Gene Ontology annotation, cellular component: cytoplasm; vesicle membrane; plasma membrane. NCBI's taxonomy places the organism in Eukaryota, Metazoa, Chordata, Actinopteri, Gymnotiformes, Gymnotidae.
UUCUGCACGGGCGUCAGACAAGCGCCGCGAGACUCCCAGCUGGACCUCGAGCAACUUCGAACGGACGAAUUUUGGAAAAUGGGAAACUGCCAACCAACGGUCGUUCCAUACGCGGACUUCGAUGUUGUGGCUGACAUUAAAGCUAUCCGCAAAGCCUGCAAAGGUUUAGGCACUGAUGAAGAAGCCAUCAUUAACAUCCUGGCUAAUCGCUCGUCUGCUCAGAGGAUGGAGAUCAAACAGGCGUACUUUGAAAAGUAUGAUGAUGAGCUGGUUGAUGUGCUGAAAAAAGAGUUGUCUGGGAAUUUUGAGAAGGCCAUCCUUGCCAUGCUGGACCCACCGCAUGUGUUCGCCGCUAAGAUGCUCCGACGGGCCAUGAAGGGAGCAGGCACGGAUGAGGACGUUUUGGUGGAGAUCCUCUGCACCGCCACCAACACGGAGAUUGCUGCUUACAAAGAAGCCUACUUCCAAGUGCAUGAAAGGGAUCUGGAGGCUGACGUUGCCGGGGAUACCAGUGGUGAUGUCAGGAGACUGCUAACCCUGCUCCUCGAGGGCGCUCGAGAUCAGAGCUACGAGGUAGACGAUACCCAGGCUGAGCAGGAUGCCACAUCUAUGUUUGAGGCUGGAGAGGGCUGCUUUGGCACAGAUGAGUCUACAUUCAGCUACAUUCUGGCCACCAGGAACUAUCUGCAGCUACAGGCUACAUUCAAAGUGUAUGAGGCGAUUUCUGGAACCGAGAUCUUGGAUGCCAUUGAGAGUGAAACCUCUGGAACUCUGAAAGCCUGCUACCUUGCUUUAGUGAGAUGUGCUAAGAAUCCCCAGCUCUACUUUGCCCGGCGACUCAAUGCUGCUAUGAAAGGCGCAGGCACUGACGAGGACACCCUCAUCCGCAUCAUCGUGGGCCGCUCGGAGAUUGACCUGGAAACCAUUAAGGACAUGUACCUGGAGAAAUAUGACGUUCCUCUGAAGGAAGCCAUCAAAUCAGACUGCAGUGGUGACUUCAAGCGCCUCCUGGUGGCCAUCUGCCACUAAGCCAGGCGAACGUAGAGCCAGAUCCAUACACAGUAGUAGAGAGGACACUAGGUUGCUUGCACUGGCUAAUGUGAGGAAUAAACUAACACUAAAUAUACAAUGGAUACAACUGUACACUCAAACACUUGACAUUUUGUACCGUAAUAGGCAGAGCUGGAGACCUAAGACUCAACACUUUCUGUCCUGAUGCAGUAUUUUAGAAGCUAAAUGUCCUUUUGUGGAACGGCAGAAUAGGUGAUAUGUUUCCUGACUUAUAACACUCUUUUAGCUGAGAUUUGUGCACCUGUGUCCUGUGAGCAGUUUGGUGUAUUGUUCGCUAUUCAGUGGUCAAGCUUGCCCAGUUAUAGGUGGAGUCUUAUGCUGUGCCUGGUGAGGUGAUAAACAGAAGGUUGUUUUGAAUGUUCCAUAUAUGCUCUGAGCUAGGAAAUUUGGAACAUGACCCCUUUCACAGCUGAAAAUAACUCUACUGAGGUAAAAACAACAAAAAAAUCAUACACACAGUUUAAGGUCAACUGUUAACCAGUGCAGUGUAAAAGGUAUAAAUGUAAACAUGGAAAUCUGGUUAUGUAACCAAAGCAAUGCUUAUGCAAUGUCACAGUGCCAGUAUUUUACCAUAUUGUGUGUCCAUCCUUCAUUUGUCCAUCCUACGUUUGGGAAAGGCUGGGAGGAGCCUCUCCUUAGUCAGCUAUAAUACAACUCUCACCAUGUCUCUGUGACUGUUAUACAUAUUUGCUAUGCAGUUUUAUUCAGCUGAACAUUGAAUUAUGAAGACUGAGUUUGUGAAUGAGACACUAAAACUGAACGAGGGCAUGUUGUCUUGUUUAUAGUCAGUCAGGUGCGUUAUAACAUACUUCAAGAUGGAGUGUUGUCACACGUCUCACGGUUUCAGCCAUUCUCUUGUGGUCAAUUUUUUUUGGCAUUGCAAUACUAACACAUGUUUAGAAUUUAUUCACCGUAUAUAAUAUUUUAUUCUGAAAUGUAUCGAGCGUUUAUGUGGCUGGAAGGAGCAAUUGAACAGGAAAUAGUCUGCUGAUGUCUUUUGAAACACGUCACGAUGGUUAUCGCUAUGGCAGCUGUUUUUAACAAGGAAGAUUUUAAUGAGUCGCGCUAACUUCCAUCUUCCUUUCUGUUGAGUAUGAUGACUGAGUAUGAUGACAUUAGUUAUUUCGUACAAAAAUUCCAUUACUACACUCUAUCGGAAGGAAUUAAAAGACCAGUAACCGCCUGUCAAACUAAAUACAUGGAUUGUGUUGAUAUCCAAAUAAAACUUAAACAUACGUCAUUACA